Molecule: messenger RNA, 1410 nt
Organism: Scedosporium apiospermum
Lineage: Eukaryota; Fungi; Ascomycota; Sordariomycetes; Microascales; Microascaceae
Product: Monocarboxylate permease
Exons: 3
Coding region: 1-1410 (469 amino acids)
Biological process (GO): transmembrane transport
Cellular component (GO): fungal-type vacuole membrane
Molecular function (GO): transmembrane transporter activity
Source: RefSeq, a predicted model, not a curated record
AUGUCGAUGACGACGGUAAUAACGAGCCCGGUGCGGGCUACCACAAUCACUUCACACCAGGCUAAGAUUUUCAAUGAAGGAUCCAUCACACAGCGCGAGCUCAACAGCAGUACAGAAUCAUCGCCGCGAGGGUCUAUCAAAGACGAUCCCAUCCUAGAAGCAUCGCGUCUAGCAGAUCUCGAAGCUCCCGAUGGAGGCCGCGGCUGGGUUGUCGUCUUGGGGUGUUCGAUACUGACGUACUGGUUCAUCGGCACAAGCUACAGUUGGGGAGUCAUCCAGAGCGCACUCGUGGAAGAUGGUAUCGCAUCAGCCGCAUCUCUCUCCUUUGUCGGCUCGGUGGCUACCUCCUUAGUCUCAGCCUUAGCUCUUAUCACUGCUAAAAUAAGCGGGAAACUUGGUUCGCGGUACACUUGUAUGAUAGGUAUCACCAUGCUGGGAUUGGGUGAGAUCCUCGCGGGAUUCACGACCCACGCUGUCGGUGGUCUGUUUGCAACUGCGGGGGUAGUCUUUGGAAUAGGGAAUGGCCUUUUGUUUAUGACUGCAUCUGUCGCACCUGCUCAGUGGUUCUCGAAGAAGCGUGGCCUCGCCAAUGGCAUCGUGUUUGCAGCCGGUGGCCUCGGAGGCGCAGUUACGAGCCUUGCCAUGGGUUCUCUCGUCGACAACGUCGGUCCCGCAUGGACCUUCCGCAUCCUCGGUUUCCUCAUCCUCGGCACCGGGCUUCCCGCUGCUUGGCUCGUCCAGGAACGCCGGAAACCCCCGAGCCGAUCCAUAGACUGGGGAAUCUUCCGAAAUGUCAACUUCUGUCUUCUCUUCGCCGCCGGCGCCAUCGGCUCCUUCCCUCUUCUCGUCCCGCCUUUCUUCAUACCGCUCUACAGCCGCUCCCUUGGGAUGGAGAUGAAGAUCGGCGCGUUGCUGGUGGCGGGGUUUAACUUCGCCUCGGCGGUGGGGAGGAUUCUGUCAGGAGUGCUGAGUGACAGGUUUGGAGCGGUUAACACGCUUCUGUCGGCACUGAUGCUCAAUGCGCUGACCAUACUGAUUCUGUGGCCCUUGUCAACCUCGGCAGCGAGUUUGAUUGCUUUCGUUAUCAUAAAUGGUGCAUCGAGCGGCGCGUUUUUUUCGGCGAUGCCAACGACGGUGGGGAAUGUUUUUGGCUCCAACAGGGUGGCCACGGCCAUGGGCUUCGUUGUCACAGGCUGGGUUGGAGGCUUCACAAUGGGUGCUCCCAUCGCGGGUUAUAUGCUCGACGCCUUUGGUGGAAGAGAAGCUGGUUUCCAACCAUAUCGCCCAGCAAUUUUCUGGGCCGGAGCAAUGGCUGCCGUGAGUGCGCUCUUGAUCGCAAUCAUGAGGUUGAGGCUGGGUCGGAUUAGUAUUGGCCGGUUGUCGAUUUUUAAGAAACGGUCAACACAGUGA